Pecten maximus is the source of this 2538-nucleotide messenger RNA. RefSeq lists its product as uncharacterized. The record is from RefSeq and is a predicted model, not a curated record. The coding region runs from base 1 to 1506 and encodes 501 amino acids. NCBI's taxonomy places the organism in Eukaryota, Metazoa, Mollusca, Bivalvia, Pectinida, Pectinidae. The transcript has a single exon.
AUGGGAUCGUUUUUUUCAAAAGAUACAAGCAUAAGUAAACAGAUUAAAAGGAUAUGGAAUGAAGAAAAUUACAGCCCUAUCCCCGACGGAAAAUCGGUAGGCAGCAAAUUCAACAGCUGGAGAGCGCCUGUCUUGGAAUUUGGUCCACUUGAAGACGAUCUUGCUGUAUAUCUUCAGGAGCAAGUACAUAUAGGACAUUACGAGCCGUCGGAGGAGUCUUGGCAGAAAUGCUGCAAGGUAGUGGACGUCAUAUCUCAAUCGUUUCAUGUUCAUCUGAAGAAAACCGCAUUAGAGUUCUACCCGGGUCUCGUCCUGAAAGACUUUAUAAAGCAGGGAAGCUCCCGAGAGGGUUUGAAAAUUCGAAAUCCGGAGUUUGAUAUGAUUCUUCCAUUCGCCAUUGAGGGAGUAAAUAUUCGCCCUGUCCCAACCAAGGAUAGCGAUAACAACUCGAUCCCAGCACUUUUUAAACUCAAAGUGUUGAACCCACAAGUUAAGCAUGGUAGUCGAUACCAAUUGCUACGAGAAAGUGGCGUGUUUGAAAAGCAUGGCUCUGAAAUGUUCCUCAACGCAAUAAACGUCAAGAAUCGGGUUAUGUCCUCCAUCAUGGAUAUCACAUUUUCAAGGAUUCAAGAAGAAAUGGAUAAAGAGGUCGAAAGGGAUCCAUAUUUGUUCACUCUCAGCAAAACAAUCACACAGUCAUCUGUGUACAGAUUCAAAAUAAAAAUAAAAUAUGGUGAAGACAGGAGGGAGAGUGUUGAAAUUCGAAUAGAAAACGCGACACCAAACGUCAUUGAAUUUAACGUUAUUCCAGGAUUUCUCCUUCAACCCGAUUCUGUUCCUGAUCCAAACAGCUGGUUUUCAAUGUUGGGUUUCAAUUCUUCAAUGGAAUGCGACAAAUACGCUGUCAUGGAUUGGGUACAGAAAGGACGUCACUCCGUUCCUUAUCCUACACCACAGCUGCUUUGGACAGAGAGUACCUGCGGUUACGAGAAGUAUAUCAUCGACGUCAGUCGUAGGACCAAAAGUAACCUCUACAUCCUAACGGCAUGUAGGAUAAUGAAGGCCUACAUUGACAUCUUUGAUCAAUCCUCACAACUUCGCAUUAUUCUACCAUCAUACCUCAUGAAGAACAUAGCAAUUCACUGUAUUCUUCUUCGGCUAGAAGUAUCAGGCGUCAGGGAGGCUCUUGGAUGCUUGAUGAUUUUUCUUGAGAUAUGUCUUGAAAAAGAGUUCCUGUCGCAUUUCGUCUAUGGUAAUGCUCAUUUGUCGACCAUGUUAUCAAAAUCACAAACAAGUGACGAACAGAAACGUCUUAACCUUUUUAACAAUAUCCCUCGUACCCACUUUCAGGAGGCUAAAUGUUCAUUGAGAGUGAUGAAAGGUUAUUUACGAGGCUCGUUUACCGAAAGUUCACAUCUCAAUAGACAAAUUCUCCAAUAUUUCGAAGAGCUCUGCAGUCAGAGUACAGGUAGUGAAAACACCAGUUACAGCUGCGCACUAAUGUGAAACGCUCCUUCCGGAAAAGCUCUGCCAGUGCUUUCAGUCGACUCAACUUCAUCAGGGUUCCCGAACAAAGAUAAUGUCUUAGCUUUAACGUGUCUAUAAGAAAUCCAUAUGUUAUAAAGAAAAUAGGGCUUUACUUCAAUCGUAUUUUACUUUCCCAUGGAAUCUUUAAGUUAUUGGAUUUAUUUCCUUACGUUAAGGAACAUUUUGAAGUUGGGACCUUCGCUUGUGUUCAUCACAUGAGAACGCUUCUUAACAUGGAUUGUUACAAAAAGAUUAUAAAAUUGGAAGAGCAACAAGGAUUUGAAUAACGGUACAAAACGGUAAUUGUUGUGUCUCUCGGGAGUAGCAUGUCUGCAACGACGAAUAUUUUAAAAUGUGCUUUAAAUGCGCGGGAAAUAUACUUCAUUUCAGUUAUCUUUUGACGUUCGGAAAUUGAUACAACUUGCCAUCAUCUUAGGGUAAACAGAGAAACUCUUUAUCUAUCUACAUCUUUAUAUUUUGUGACACUUGAUGCUGAAGUUACAGCAAUAAUCAGAUAUAUAUUGAGUAAAAUCUGUGAAUUAUUUUAGCGGUUUAGUGCAGUUAACUAUAUCUAUUGUAAUCACAUAAUAUCAUAUGUAUUGUCUUGCUCUAUACCAUGAUUACAUAUACAUGUAUGUACCUUGGACCAUCAGGCUUAACAUUAAUCAAAUGAAUAAUGAAUGAAUGAAUGAAUGAAUGAAUGAAUGAACGAAUAAAUGAAUGGAUGAAUGAAUGAAUGAAUGAAUGUUAAUAUGUCAACAUUAAUGACGCUUAUCAUAUCGUUUGUCUUUGAGUAUGCUUAAGACUAAGAUUUAGACGGCCUUCCUUUGGACGAAAGGAGAACGGGGAAAACAUGACCUAGGUUUAGUCAUCAUCAAAAUCGAAUUAGAGACAUAAGCACUAUAUGUAUUCUUGUCUUUUAUCAGAGAUUUAUUUUUAACCUUUUUGGUUUUAAGAUUAAAUUUCAAUUAUGAAUACGUUAAUAUGUCGGUUUAACGAUCAGAGGGCACG